Messenger RNA from Papilio machaon (common yellow swallowtail), 1290 nucleotides. RefSeq names its product carbonic anhydrase-related protein 10. The coding region runs from base 325 to 1290 and encodes 321 amino acids. The record is from RefSeq and is a predicted model, not a curated record. Lineage: Eukaryota; Metazoa; Arthropoda; Insecta; Lepidoptera; Papilionidae. Gene Ontology annotation, molecular function: zinc ion binding; carbonate dehydratase activity. The transcript is spliced from 11 exons.
UGGCGGGAACUUUUUGCAUUGUCGUAACCGAACACGUCGCCUUAACUUAAGUUAAAAUAACUGGUGAUUUAUUCUAAAAGACAAUAGUUAUAAAGUGUUAAGAUUAAAUAUUAUUGGCGUGUUAUCAAGAACUUUGAAAAUUAAAACUGGUUAAAACUUGAACAUGACUUAAAGAAUCAUAGAAGUCGCAGAAAAAGCAAGAAAAAUGACCGACUUAAUUUUAAAUUAUCUGUGAAUUCCGCCAUACAAAUUUAAAUAUUAUGUAGCUUUUAAAUAUAACAGAAUUGUCCAAUGUCGGAUAUGAGAGAUAGAGUGUCAUAGACAAUGCCUAGCUACCUUGAAGCGGUUAUUAUUACUACCUUAAUACAGAUUUUACUUUCCUUCUCAGCCGUGAGCGGCGUCAGCUGGGAGGAAUGGUGGACCUACGACGGAAUUUCAGGGCCAGCUUUCUGGGGUCUGAUCAACCCAGAAUGGUCCCUGUGCAACAAAGGCCGCCGCCAGUCCCCCGUGAAUCUCGAGCCGGAAAAAUUACUCUUCGAUCCCAACCUUCGCUUUUUGCACAUAGAUAAACACAGGAUAAACGGGCUUAUAAGCAAUACGGGCCACUCGGUGAUAUUCACUGUGGAGAACGAGACGCGGCAUCACAUAAACAUCACGGGCGGUCCGCUCUCCUACAAGUAUCAAUUUCACGAGAUACAUAUUCAUUAUGGACUUCACGAUCAAUUCGGAUCCGAGCAUGCCAUCAAUGGAUAUUCAUUUCCAGCCGAGAUACAAAUCUUCGGUUUCAACUCGCAGCUUUACUCAAACUUUUCGGAAGCUUUGCAUAAAGCUCAAGGAAUCGUAUCAAUAUCAUUGCUGUUGCAAUUGGGAGACCUGUCGAAUCCAGAACUUAGAAUAUUGACGGAAGAGUUAGAAAAUAUCAAAUAUGGUGGUGCGGAGAUGCCAGUGAACAGGCUAUCAGUGCGAGGUCUGCUACCCGAUACGGACUACUACAUGACCUACGACGGGUCAACGACGGCGCCAGCCUGCUUCGAGACCGUUACCUGGAUCAUUAUUAAUAAACCAAUAUACAUCACCAAACAACAGCUACACGGACUACGUCGCCUAAUGCAAGGCGACGCUCGUCACCCGAAGGCGCCACUGGGCAACAACUUCCGCCCUCCGCAGCCGCUGCACCAUCGAGCGGUUAGGACUAACAUCGACUUCGACUUGAGCAAGUAUCCUGGAAAAACCUGCCCAAGUAUGCAUCGGGAUAUGCAUUAUAAAGCCAAAACCUGGACACAAUAUUAA